AUGGGCCAUUCCGUGCAUUGUGGAUAUCGCUGGAUUCCGGUUGUACUGCUUCUUUGCGUAUGGGAUUUUUCUUCUGGACAGAUUAUCUACUCUGUCUCAGAGGAGGUGAACAAGGGAACCGUUGUUGGGAAUAUAUCCAAGGAUCUCAAUCUCAAUGUUCAGGAACUGGAGUCUCAUAUGUUUCAGAUUGUUUCCGGCUCUAAUAAGAAGUAUUUUGAUAUGAAUUUAAAGACCGGGGCUCUGUUUGUGAAGGAAAAAAUCGACCGAGAGGAACUCUGUAUGACCAGUGAGAAAUGUUCUCUAAACCUGGAGAUCAUUGCACAGAACCCCCUCAACAUGUAUCGUUUAGAGAUCAAUGUGUUAGAUAUAAAUGAUAACGGACCUUCAUUCCCAAUAAAUGUUCAUACUUUGAAUAUAACCGAAUCCACAUUUCAAGGCGAAAGAUAUCCCCUGCCUAGCGCUGACGAUGCUGAUAUAGGGAGUAAUACAGUGAAAACAUACAAGUUGAGCCCGAAUGAACAUUUCUCUUUGGAUGUACAGAGCGGUGGCGAGCAGAGCGUGUCUGCUGAGUUAGUGUUACAGAAACCUUUAGACCGAGAGAAACAGGCUGUGAUCCAGUUGUUACUGACUGCUGUUGAUGGAGGAACACCUGCCAGAUCCGGGACAUUACAGAUAAUAGUGAAUGUGAUAGAUGUGAACGAUAAUAGUCCAGUCUUCAGCAAACAAUUGUACAAAGUACGUAUAGCAGAGAACAUACCAAUUGGCACACAUUUAAUAAAACUGAACGCAACCGAUGUGGACUCAGGUGUAAAUGGGGAAAUCGUUUAUUCUUUGAUAAGCCACGGAAAGGAAAAAACAUUGGACGCAUUUCAAAUGAACAAAGUGACUGGUGAAAUCACAGUUAAAGGAACCAUUGAUCGCGAGGAGAAUGCUGCGUUUGAGCUGCAUGUACAGGCCAAAGACAGGAGUGCUAGUCCUCGCACAACGCAUUGUAAAGUCUUGGUAGAAGUGAUUGAUGUCAAUGACAAUGCUCCAGAAAUCUCAGUAACUUCAAUGAUGAAUGCAGUCAGAGAGGAUGCAAAAUCAGGUACAGCAGUUGGUCUAAUAACAGUAUCUGAUAAAGACGGGGGUGUAAAUGGAAAAGUACACUGUAAAAUAGUAGUCUCUGUUCCAUUCAAAUUGCUGUCCUCGUAUAAGAACUAUUAUUCGUUAGUGGUAGAUGGAUCUCUAGAUAGAGAGACUACUUCCCAGUACAAUGUGACCGUUAUAGCUACAGAUGAAGGCAUCCCACCUCUCUCCAGUAACAGUGUCAUUUCUGUUUACGUCGCUGAUGUGAAUGACAACGCGCCUCGCUUUUCAGAACCUAUAUUUAAUGUUUAUCUAAAGGAAAAUAGUCCCGUUGGAGGGCUUAUUGCCAGCUUGACUGCCCAUGAUCCAGACAUGAAUGAAAACACUCAGAUGUCUUAUUCGUUUUUAGAAGGCAAUAAUGGCAAACCCUUGUCUACAAUGAUAAACAUAAACUCAUUAACUGGUGAGAUUUAUAGCAUACAGUCAUUUAAUUUCGAAGAAGUGAAAACAUUCAAGUUCCACGUUCAGGCCACAGACUCUGGUGUUCCUCCACUAAGCAGCAACGUCACUGUCAACGUUUUUAUCCUGGAUGAGAAUGACAACAGUCCUGUGAUUCUCCCGCCAUAUUCUGACCACGGCGCCGUUAAUUCUGAGAACAUUCCCUAUUCUGCUGAAGCAGGAUACUUUGUGGCCAAGAUCAGGGCUGUAGACGCCGACUCUGGAUAUCAUGCGCUGCUUUCUUAUCACAUCUCUGAACCAAAGGGGACCAAUCUCUUCAGAAUAGGAACCAGCAAUGGAGAAAUACGGACUAAGAGACGAAUGAGUGACAAUGACUUAAAAACUCACCUGUUGGUCAUUCUGGUGUCUGAUUGUGGAGAACCUCCCCUGUCUGCCACUGUGUCUAUUGAUGUUGUGGUCGUUGAAAGUACAGGUGACACGCAAACAACUUUCAGACAGCUGCCUGUGAAGGAGGAGAGUUUCUCAGAUUUAAAUCUGUAUCUGCUCAUCGCCAUUGUGUCAGUAUCAGUGAUAUUUAUACUGAUCCUCAUCAGUUUAAUAGCUGUAAAAUGCCACAGGUCAGACGGCAGUUUCAGCAGGUACAGCGUCCCAAUGAUCAUCACGCACCCUGACGGGAGCUGGUCUUACUCCAAAUCUACCCAGCAGUAUGACGUGUGUUUUAGCUCCGACACACCAGCGCCGUUUCCACCUGCUGAUGGUGAGCUGGUCAGUAUUAAUGGAGGGGACACUUGUCAGAGGACGCGUACUCUCCCUAACACAGAGAAGUUCGUGUAUUCCGUCUCAGAGGAAGUAGAUAAAGGCACAUUUGUUGGAAAUAUUGCUAAAGACCUAAAUCUAAAUUUGAGAGAACUGGUUUCGAGAAAGAUUCACAUUGUAACGGGAUCCGAAAGGAGGUAUUUUGAUGUCGACGUGAAGACAGGUAAUCUUUUUGUCUAUGAGAGAAUUGACCGAGAAGCCCUCUGCUCAAACUCAGUUAAAUGCUCCAUUGAUGUUGAGGCGAUAUUGAAUAAUCCUAUGCAUAUCCAUCGUAUUGAAGUAAACAUUGUGGACAUAAAUGACAACCCGCCAUCGUUUGCGGAGCGCAUUCAUGUUGUCAAUAUGACUGAAUCCGCCUUUCCAGGGGACAGAUUUCCUUUACCGUUUGCCAGUGAUUCGGAUGUUGGAAGUAACUCUGUGAAAACCUACAAACUGAGUCUAAACGAACACUUCUCUCUAGAUGUACAAAGCGGCAGCGAGCAGAGUGUGUCUUCUGAGUUAAUACUACAGAAAGCUUUAGACCGAGAGAAACAGGAUGUGAUAAAGCUUUCAUUUAACUACGAGGAGUUUAAAACGUUUGAGUUCCACGUUCAGGCCACAGACUCUGGUGUUCCUCCACUAAGCAGCAACGUCACUGUCAACGUUUUUAUCCUGGAUGAGAAUGACAACAGUCCUGUGAUUCUCCCGCCAUAUUCUGACCACGGCGCCGUUAAUUCUGAGAACAUUCCCUAUUCUGCUGAAGCAGGAUACUUUGUGGCCAAGAUCAGGGCUGUAGACGCCGACUCUGGAUAUCAUGCGCUGCUUUCUUAUCACAUCUCUGAACCAAAGGGGACCAAUCUCUUCAGAAUAGGAACCAGCAAUGGAGAAAUACGGACUAAGAGACGAAUGAGUGACAAUGACUUAAAAACUCACCUGUUGGUCAUUCUGGUGUCUGAUUGUGGAGAACCUCCCCUGUCUGCCACUGUGUCUAUUGAUGUUGUGGUCGUUGAAAGUACAGGUGACACGCAAACAACUUUCAGACAGCUGUCUGUGAAGGAGGAGAGUUUCUCAGAUUUAAAUCUGUAUCUGCUCAUCGCCAUUGUGUCAGUAUCAGUGAUAUUUAUACUGAUCCUCAUCAGUUUAAUAGCUGUAAAAUGCCACAGGUCAGACGGAAGUUUCAGCAGGUACAGCGUCCCAAUGAUCACCACGCACCCUGACGGGAGCUGGUCUUACUCCAAAUCUACCCAGCAGUAUGACGUGUGUUUUAGCUCCGACACACCAGCGCCGUUUCCACCUGCUGAUGGUGAGCUGGUCAGUAUUAAUGGAGGGGACACUUUUCAGAGGACGCGAACUCUCCCUAACACAGAGAAGCUUGUGUAG
This is a messenger RNA of Salvelinus namaycush (lake trout), 3702 nucleotides long. Its product is annotated as protocadherin alpha-7-like. The record is from RefSeq and is a predicted model, not a curated record. Gene Ontology annotation, cellular component: plasma membrane. NCBI's taxonomy places the organism in Eukaryota, Metazoa, Chordata, Actinopteri, Salmoniformes, Salmonidae. Gene Ontology annotation, molecular function: calcium ion binding. Gene Ontology annotation, biological process: homophilic cell-cell adhesion. The coding region runs from base 1 to 3702 and encodes 1233 amino acids. The transcript is spliced from 4 exons.